AUGGAUGAUGUAAAUGAAGUAACCGAAUUUAAUAUAAGAGGGACGAUAGCAAUAUUAGUUUCGUUAUCCAACUUACUACUUACUACAGAUAACGGUAAAAGGUUUUAUGGUAACGCGGAAGGUAGUUGGUGUUGUAUUGAUAAAAAUAAAGAUUUUCAAGAAUAUCGAAACUGGUUUUCAUUACGAAAGAAGUCACGGAAGGGUUUUACAGAGAGUGAAUUGAAUAUGAAAGCUUGUUUGGUACCAGUCGUCUAUAUCAUACUCGUAUUUCCAUUAGCCCUUC
This is a messenger RNA of Funneliformis caledonium, 283 nucleotides long. NCBI's taxonomy places the organism in Eukaryota, Fungi, Glomeromycota, Glomeromycetes, Glomerales, Glomeraceae. The record is from the annotation of a GenBank genome assembly.